Molecule: messenger RNA, 3085 nt
Organism: Hemibagrus wyckioides
Lineage: Eukaryota; Metazoa; Chordata; Actinopteri; Siluriformes; Bagridae
Gene: evi2b
Product: protein EVI2B
Exons: 2
Coding region: 193-2043 (616 amino acids)
Source: RefSeq, a predicted model, not a curated record
GCAAACUUCAAGCUGUCAUGUUUCACUAAGACCAAACACAAGUGCGGUGGAGUAGCAAAUAUGUACGUAGCGUAAUCUUGACAACAGAUCUCCAGAUUUUAUGGCCGAAUCCCUUCUUAAGAGGAACAUCUAGACUUCAUUAGUGAACUAUAUGUUAACCUGCUUACAGGCACUGUCUAUGAAGAGGACAUCAUGAAAUCCAUUCUCACUACAUGUACACUGUUUCUGGUACUUCCAUGGAAACUAACUGGUCAGACAACAAUCAGGCCAAGAAUCACCAGGCCGUAUACAGAUACUUCUAACUUUCAUGAAACAAGCAUAAGGAGCGAUGAACCAACCAUUUUCUCUCCAAACAACAAACAUUCAUUGAAACCAAAUGGAGAAACAAGCCACAGCCCACACAGCGCCCAGCUGCAUCAAGGUCUCUCUACAGGUCAUGAAACAACCAUAAGAGGCGAUGAACCAACCAUUUUCUAUUCAACAAACAUCAAACUUCCUCUGAAAACAAAUGGUUUGCAUGAAGGUACCUCUAAAGAUAAUAAAAAAACUACUCGGGGUGGUGAUGAGUACACCACUGAAGAAAAUGAAAAUGUCUUAUCUUCAGAAUCGCCCCAACAAACCUUGAGGCACCAAGCUAACACAAGUUUGAGUCAUGUCAAGUAUCUAACUCAAGCAAUGAUGACCUCUACAGGAGAAAAUAGGUCCUCUUCUAAUCUGUCCCUCUCACCUUUCUUGACAGAAUUUACACAAAAAAGGACAAUUACACCACAGCCACAGAAUACACCAGAAGAGGUCAUUACCACUAGAAACGAUCAUCAAACCUUAUAUAAUUUUAAAUCCACCAAUAAAGGACUUGAUAGAUACACUCAAGGAAACAGAACUACUAGAUCUGUAGAGAAAGAAUCCUCUCCAGACACUGGUAAUUCUACUCAUUUAGAAUUACAAGAGGUUACCACAAUUCAAUCAGUAGUAGACAUACAGACUACAGAAAUACUGACUACUGAAUGGUCUUCAUCUCCUAAAGAAAAAGAAAGCACACAACCUCCAAUGCUAACUAUCACUGCCUCAAAUGGAACUUUGAACAAUGGAACAAAUGGAACUUUGAGCAAUCAAGAAAGAAAUGACAUAGUCACCUACCCACUCGACACAUCAGUCACCACUGUUUUUUCCACUAGUGUUGGACCAACUGUUAAAACAGAGGUUGAUACAAGUGGUACUACUGACAUCAUGGAUAAGACAGCAACAUUUGAAAUAACAACAAAGGGCAUGAUUAGCGAGAGUAAACCCUACCCCAUCCCUAAUACUGAAACCACCCUCACAACUCAAAGAGAUAACAUUAAAACUACCAUAAAAAUAUCCCACAUCGGUGGCAAAAAUAAACACCCAGGAACCAUAGUAGCCAGCUUGAUUGGUAGCAUUCUGUUUCUUAUGUUUAUAGCAUUUUUGGCGGUUUUGGCAAGAAAUCGUCGAAUUAAGAAAAAGAAGAUGGAGAAUACUGACUGGGCUGGCCCUUCACCAUUCAUUGAUGGUGAGACCCACCCUAACCUACCAAAUGUCAGUGAGGAUGGACCAUUCAACCAUCGUGACUCCAGAAGAAUUUCUCUAAACUCAUUCCUUCCCCAGCGGCUUUCCAAGCGGUUCUCCAUGUUGAGCCCAAUGGAAGAGGAGGUCCCCCUUGAGAACAUUCAAGUAAGCAGUACAUUUGGGCACCAUAAUGACCAACCACUAAAUGGAAAAGAACAGGAAACACCAGACCAAACUCAGACACAUGACGCAAACAGUUCUCUUCCUGAAGUCUCAUCAGACUCCACCGCCCCUGAGCCUGUGAGCAUUCCUCCAGCUCCUGAAAACAACGAGAAAAUCCAGCCAGAACCUAAACUUGAUGAUGAGAUCAUUCCAGCUCCACCUGCAGAGACGAACAGCAUCACUCCGACUCCAUUUGAAGAAGUGGAUCUUAAUGGUUCUCCGGAUAAGAAUGCUGAAUCCACAUCACCAUCAGAUGCUAUACACAUCCCUUCUCCACCACCACUAGCACCAUCUUAGAAACGCUGAAAAACGAUUAGCAACCACAUGCUGAUGUUGAUGACCGCAUUUUGUACGCUGUUAAAAGAAAUGCCUUGGGGGAAAAAAAAAAAAGCAGCAUAGCACGAAAAGGAAAAAGAUACUCAGAACUCCAGCAUGGGCAAUUAGCUCCCCAAAAGAGGAGAAAAAAAAAAAAAUCACUUAACGAUAAUGAUAGUAAAGUGAUUAGUAAAGUCUCUUUAAGGCAAAUAUCAACAGUGUCAGCUAUUAAGUUCAUUUCUAUUCAAUCGAUUUCGAUAGAUAAAAUGAGCAAACCCCCAGAAAUCUAAAAAUGUGUGAUUUGUAGACACUAUUAAUAAAAAGCCAUGGAGUAUUAAAAUACUCCCUUUCAGACUACAUCGAGAGAAUGUGACUGUGUAGAAUGUGAUUUACUCUUACUCUGGGGGUAGCUGACGCUGCACAUAAAACCAGAAUGAGUUGUGAGCAAGAGACUAAGGGAGUAAGAAGCAAUUUCUAAGUAAAUUAUAGCAGUGUUGCAUGGGACAGUGUUCAAGUCUGUUUUUGAGUGCAAAAGCAGCAUGUCUAAUUUUUUUUUUUUUUUUUUUUUUUUUUAUAUGGUCUUAAAUAAUUCCUGCUUUUUAAUUUUAAACGACUGAAAAUGAGUGCACUCUUGCGUUUGCAUUUGCUAGCGUGUGGUGGGUCAGUGGUUAAUGUUCAGGCCUACUGAGCAGAAGGACAAGUUCAAGACAGGAUAUGCAGAGAAAAGUAUUCAAAUGCUUCGUGUUUGUAUGUGUGAUAAAGCGUCUUUCCUUCUUCACAAAAGGACAAUCUGACCUAAAGUGAUGUUUGUGCCGCUCAAAGUGAAAAAGUGAUUAUUGUUGAAAAAGGUUUAAAAUGGUAUUAAAGGGCAUCGAUGCAAUUUGUGUGAUUGUUUAUGCUGGUUUACCUGAACUAUUACACAAAGAAGCUGAAAUCCCCCAGGUUUGUUUAAUGUCCACUAUAAAAACAGCUUAUAAUUGCUGGCUUUAAGCAAGUGUAAAAAUAAAGCUUAUAUUAUAAACAA